Molecule: messenger RNA, 1464 nt
Organism: Acanthamoeba castellanii str. Neff
Lineage: Eukaryota; Discosea; Longamoebia; Acanthamoebidae
Product: acetyltransferase, GNAT family
Exons: 7
Coding region: 1-1464 (487 amino acids)
Biological process (GO): tRNA wobble base 5-methoxycarbonylmethyl-2-thiouridinylation
Cellular component (GO): nucleus; elongator holoenzyme complex; cytoplasm
Molecular function (GO): acyltransferase activity, transferring groups other than amino-acyl groups; iron-sulfur cluster binding
Source: RefSeq, a predicted model, not a curated record
AUGGGCUGCAAGACCAGCCCAAGACAGUGGAAAUCAUCGCCGCCAUCCCGGAGCAAUUUCAUCGCGGUGGUGGCUGUGAUGUGCAAGCCGCACAGGUGCCCGCACAUUGCGAUGACGGGCAACAUCUGCGUCUACUGCCCGGGGGGUCCAGACUCGGACUUUGAGUACUCGACGCAGGCCUACACGGGCUACGAGCCCACGUCCAUGCGGGCCAUCCGUGCCCGGUACAACCCCUAUCUCCAGACCCGCAAUCGCAUCGACCAGCUCAAGCGGUUGGGCCAUUCGGUGGACAAAGUGGAGUUCAUCAUCAUGGGCGGCACCUUCAUGUCUCUCGGGGAGGACUAUCGCGACUACUUCAUCCGCAACCUCCACGACGCCCUCUCCGGCCACACCUCCAACAGCGUGGCCGAGGCCGUCCGCUUCUCGGAGCAAAGCGGCGUCAAGUGUAUCGGCAUCACCAUCGAAACCCGCCCCGACUACUGCCUCAAGCCCCACCUCUCCGCCAUGCUCUCCUACGGAUGCACCCGCCUCGAGAUCGGCGUUCAGUCCGUCUACGAGGACGUGGCGCGCGACACCAAUCGAGGGCACACCGUGAGGGCGGUCAAUGAGUGCUUUCAGCUGGCCAAGGACUGCGGAUUCAAAGUGGUGGCGCACAUGAUGCCCGACUUGCCCAACAUGGGCAUGGAGAGGGACAUGAACGGCUUCAUGGAGUUCUUUGAGAAUCCGGCGUUCCGCACGGACGGACUCAAGCUUUAUCCUACGCUGGUGAUUCGCGGGACGGGGCUCUACGAGCUGUGGAAGACGGGCCAGUACAAAAACUACCACCCCGACGCCCUGGUGGACCUGGUGGCCAAAAUCCUGGCCCUGGUUCCUCCGUGGACGCGCGUGUACCGCAUCCAACGGGACAUCCCCAUGCCCCUGGUCACCUCGGGCGUCGAGAACGGAAAUCUGCGCGAGCUGGCGCUCAAGCGUAUGGAGGACUUUGGCACCAAGUGCCGCGACGUGCGCACCCGCGAGGUCGGCAUCAAGGACAUCCAUCACCGCGUCCGGCCCGAUCAGGUGGAGUUGGUCCGGCGGGACUACGUGGGCAACGGUGGCUGGGAGACCUUCCUCACUUACGAGGAUCCCAAGCAGGACAUUCUCAUCGGCCUGCUCCGCCUGCGCAAGGCAUCCGAGGCCACUUUCAGAGAGGAGUUCAAGGCGUGUCCUACUUCCAUCGUGCGGGAGCUGCAUGUGUACGGCACCGUAGUGCCGAUCCACAACCGCGAUCCCACCAAGUUCCAGCACCAGGGCUUUGGCACACUUCUGAUGGAGGAAGCGGAGCGCAUUGCAUUGGAGGAACAUGGAUCAGAGAAGAUAUCAGUCAUCUCGGGCGUGGGCACACGACACUACUACCGCAAGCUUGGCUAUGAAUUGGAUGGACCCUACAUGUCCAAGAUGCUGCCUGGGGUCAAGAGCUUCUAG